Chara braunii is the source of this 2445-nucleotide messenger RNA. Lineage: Eukaryota; Viridiplantae; Streptophyta; Charophyceae; Charales; Characeae. The record is from the annotation of a GenBank genome assembly.
CGAUAUGGGCAUUUCGAAUAGCUGGUUAUGUCAUUUGGCCUUAUGAAUGUCACGAUCACUUUCCAAGCGGCUCUGACAACGGAGUUCCGACACAUGCUGGAUCGAUUCGUACUUAUCUACCUCGACGACAUCCUGGUGUACAACCGGAGUUUGGACGAGCAGGUGGAGUACUUGGGACAUUAUGUGACACCGCAAGGCAUCCGUCCGCUUGCGGACAAAAUCGAGGCCCUCCGCGUAUGGCCCGAGCCCACCAACACCAAGGACGUUCGUUCAUUCAUGGGGUUGGCGGGCUACUAUCAGCGAUUCAUCACCGGAUACUCAAGGAUUGCUGCACCUAUGACGAGAUUACAAUCGCCAAAGGUGCCAUUCGUAUUCGAUGACGACGCACGCCGGUCAUUCCGAGCACUUAAGACGGUCAUGCUCAUGGCACCCGUCCUUAGCAUCUAUGACCCCACCCUGCCUACGAGAGUGACAACUGACAUUUCCGACUAUGGCAUUGGGGCAGUCUUGGAACAACACGACGGCGACGACUGGCACCCUGUGGAGUAUUUCAGCCACAAAGUGUCUCCCAUUAACUCGCUUGAUGAUGCAAGGAAGAAGGAGUUGCUCGCGUUCGUGAUGGCUCUUAAGCGAUGGCAGCACUUCCUCCUUGGGCGUCGUAGGUUCACAUGGGUCACGGACAACAACCCAUUGACCUACUAUAAGACGCAGGAUACGGUACUGAGGUUCGCGAUGGGCACUCCCAUGAAGUGUUUAAAUUGUAACGGUGAUGGCCAUUUCGCGAGAGAAUGCCCCAGCGCCAGAGGUAAUCAAAGCGCCUCAGGGAAUUCCGCAGCGGCACCAUCCACUCCUCGUUUCUGGACGCCUAGGCAGACUGCUGAGGAUAACGAGGAACGGGAAUUCUUGAGGCAGAUCGUCCAGGAGAAGAAGGAUGAACAGACGAGGAAGCGUGAGUUGGAUGAUCAGAGGAAAUUUGAUGAGAGGCUAAAGGCGGAGAUGGCCAGAUAUGCGGAGGCCACGAAGGCCGAAGUCAUGGCAGCGGUUGGGCGGCAGUAUUUAGGGCAGAAAGAUGAAGCCCGGAGGGAGGAGUUGAAAAGGGGGUGGUCUCCUCCUCCUAGGAGAAGGGAGGAUUUUCGCCUGGAUGAUGAUCUGAGAGAUGACGAGGAUAUUGAUUUGGAGAUCCACCGAUUAGAGCUCUUGCGAGAGAAGAGGCGCCGGGGGAAGGAGGCCGUACGUGGUGGAGUUAACUUCCGACGCCUUCCUUCUCUUCUGGGCCGGGAUCAGUGGAUGACCCGGCGAUUAGGGGAGAGUGUUCGCGUGAUGGUGAGCGAAGGAGGAAGGAUUGGUAAAUGGGACACCAAGGGUGCUUUCGGUCAAGCUUUUGUUUUACCAAAGCACAAGGACCUUUUGAGGUGGCGUCCCAUUUCACCCACUUGUUCCGAGCCUACACGGUUGGCUUGUGCCAGGGUCGCUCGAUGUCUGAACUGUCUGCUCUUUCGGCUUCCUGUCAGGCUUUGCUUUAACCUUAGAGCUGUGGAUCAGGUCCGUGCCAGGAUGGAGGAAAUGGACAGGGAUCUGAAUCACUUACCUGGGUUGAGUGACCUGGUGGCAGGGUCCUUUGAUGUGAAGGACAUGUUUGUGACUCUGCCACAGGAUGACAUUCUCCGUGCGGUAGAUUGGUUGUUCGCUAGGUAUAUCGGUGCCGGAUAUGAGGGUGUCAAUGUUGCCAGGAGGGGUCCUCAAUCCUUUUUGUCCUUUGGCGCAAGGAGGGAUGAUUGUAUUUUUCUCAGUUUUCAGAUUAUUCGGGACAUGCUUGUUUUCGACCUUCGGUUUACUUUUGUGUGGUCAGCAAAGGUUUUGCUCAGGCAGGUCAUCGGAGUUCCUAUGGGAAAAUCGUCCAGCUGUUCAUUGGCAUGUAUCCUCUGCGCAUGGGCUGAGUUUAAUUUCUUGAGCACUCUGGGGAUUCAUAGGCGACUUGUUUUUGGUUUCCGAAUUAUUGAUGAUGUUAACAUUUUCGUGGCAGUUGUGGGAACGGAGGGGUAUGCCGCUGCUUUCUGGAUUUUUGAGAAAUUUCAGUCUUGCUAUGGAUCCAAACUCCGUUUGGAGCGAACUGACGAUUGUUUGGGGCAGUGGGCUUUUGCGGGGAUGAUGGUUCAGAAAGAAGGUACGGCGGUGCAUACCGUUGCCCUUGUGAAGAAUUCGGAUCCUAUCUGGAACAAGGGGAAGCUGGUUUAUGGCUCAUACCAGGACUUUGGGUCUUAUUCGACGAAACGGGCCAAGAUUGGGGUGAUUAUUGUUUUGCUGCAUAGGGUAUACAGAUGGUCUGCGGAUGGUUUUGGCCGUUUGCAGUCUUUUCUUGCUGUCCGGAGGGAACUUCUCAUGUGAAGGUAUCCUCCCAGAUUGGUUGCAAAUGCCUUUGAGAGAUUUGCUAGGAAAAUGGAUUCG